Molecule: messenger RNA, 639 nt
Organism: Thrips palmi
Lineage: Eukaryota; Metazoa; Arthropoda; Insecta; Thysanoptera; Thripidae
Gene: stum
Product: protein stum
Exons: 5
Coding region: 1-639 (212 amino acids)
Biological process (GO): taxis; proprioception; sensory perception of mechanical stimulus
Cellular component (GO): sensory dendrite
Source: RefSeq, a predicted model, not a curated record
AUGCGGUGCGGUGGGCUGGCGCGGGCCGCGUGCAGCGCGCUGCUCUGCCUCAACACGGCGUGCUGCCUGCGCUCGGCCUGCCGCCGGCCGGGAGGAUGCUGCGCGCGCUGCUGCCCCCUGCCCACGGCCCCGGAGGCGGCGGGGGCGGGCGAGCGGCGCCGGUCCCAGGCACGCAGCCUGGCCCGCGGCAAGUCCAUGACGGCCAGCAGCAAGGAGCUGAGCAAGCUGGACGCCGCCCUGGUGGAACACAACGGCGUCAUGCGGGGGGCCAUCCCCGUGCUGCCGCUGCCCCUGGCCUGGAUCUGCAUGGUCUGCAACGUGUUCGUGCCGGGGCUAGGCACGCUGUCCAUGGGGCUGUUCUGCCUGUGCGUGGGCAAGCCGCGCUUCAGCUCCAGCGACACGGCCAAGGCGCGCGUGGGGGCCUUCUGCCUCGACACGCUGGUGGCCGCGUCCCAGCUCUUCACCGUGCUGUUCUGCCUCGUCGGCUGGGGCUGGAGCAUCUGGUGGGGCCUCAUCGCUCUACGGCUAGCCAAGAAAUACAAGCGCAUCCAACUGGCCGAGCGUGCCGCGGCGACGCGUCCCGCCGCCAUCGCCGUCCCUGCAGGUGCCCCAGUAAUUGCCCCAGAUUUCAUCAACUGA